This is a messenger RNA of Symbiodinium natans, 2349 nucleotides long. NCBI's taxonomy places the organism in Eukaryota, Dinophyceae, Suessiales, Symbiodiniaceae. The record is from the annotation of a GenBank genome assembly.
AUGGACCGUGCUCCCGAGCUCACUGGUUCUGGUUCGGCCUCCUCUGGCACGUCCAGUACCGGGACCGUGAGUUUGCUCACGCGUGGGCAGCUUCGCUUGCGCCGCCGGGUGGCUUUUCAGUUUGCCUGGCUCAACAGCUUGUCUGCACGGAUCGCCCUUCUCGAAGACGACUCUCUUGUCCGCAGGGCGUCAGGCUUGAUGCCUUCUUCUCCGAUCCUGUCCGAAGCUGCCAUCUGCCCCGUUUGCAACGGUGACUUGUUUGUGCCAGACAGCUCCAUUGAGGAAUUCCCUAUGGACGAGGAACUGCAUGCCUCCCCGGAAGGUCCCCAAAAGGACGCGCUUGUUGUGUCGCCGGCUUCAUCUCCUGCGAAGGCCCUUUCCUACGAGCCAUCUCCUUUUGAUAUGCCUGUUACGAGCUGUGCCUCGUUGGGAUCUGACCUUGAUGCCGCUUCGGUUGAUGAUGGUAGCGGUGUUGAUGAGGAAAGGGCUUGGUGGUCUCAAGUUGCAGAAGAAGUGAAUUUGCACUCAUCCUGUGAUCCGCUCGCAGGGCAGGUCGUUGACUUCAGGACCACCUCCGCAGCCGCCCUUCGUUCUCAGUGGCAGUUGGAAGAUGCUGGUGCCCUUGUUCAACCUUGGGAGACGGGGGUGUUUGGGGAGAUUUUCGGAGGCAAGCCCGCUUCCUUGUUUCCCCAAAACAAAAGGUCGGUCUUUCCUCUGUUGGCCAGCGAAGGUGUGUCUUCAAAUGAGAUUUCUGAGAGCCUAGCCAAAAGGCCCAAGAAAUCGACCAGACCUUUGAGCUUCGAUCGCGUGGUGCAACAACGUGCCAUUGUCAGUUGGAGGGAUCAGAGAAGCUCCCAGUUUGACAUUGGGGUUGAGCUUUGGCGCCGCUUGUUGAACUCUUGGUCGGGAUGUUCUCUUGAUAGCGUGAUUGGUUCUUCGCAGGACGCUCAGAGCCAAAGAGGAGUCCUCACAGACCUGUUUAGAGGGAAGGCGCCCUCUACGCUGGUUAAAAGGUCAAGAGCCGUCUCGUUCUUGUUGGAGCACCUUGAGCCAGAGCAUUUCUUCCCUUGUUCCGAAUGUUCCUUGUACGAGGCAUUAAAGCGCAUUGAGCGCAAGGGGGUGGAUUGUCUGGUGAACAGCCGCCGGUGCCGGGGACUAUGCACCAAUGAGGUUUUCACGGAGUCUAAACAAGCACCUGCGCUGACGCUGAGCCAGCUGGAGAGGCUUCAUGUUGUCUUAGAGGAACAUGCUGAUGCGUGGACGAGGCAUUUCGCUGGUGCUGCACUCGUGACUUGUUACGCCAGAUGCAGGCGGUCGGACGUCCAGCACACUGACAAGAUCGUAUGGGAUGCAGACUCAGAAGGCAGGCUCGCCUAUGUCGAGUUGCAAAUUGGCUUGCACAAAACCAGCCGACUACAGAGCAAGAGACACCGAUUCAUGCAUGCUGUGGCCCCGGCUGUUGCUUUGCGGGGCGACUAUGCUUCCAGGUGGAGAGAGUACCGGCGCGAGCUUGGGUUGGCAGACCCACCUCACAUGCCUUUUUGCCCUGCUCCUGACCGAAGCGGAGCCCCGACUGUGCGGGGCAUUGAAUCAGAUGAAGCGACGGCGUGGUUGAGGCUGAUCUUGAAGGAGGAUGAUGACAGUGAGUGUCGUGUUUCUUCCAAAUCCUUGAAGGCCACGGUGAUUUCAUGGGGAGCGAAGCGAGGUCUCGAGCCACUCGUGUUGCAGAGGUUAGGCUACCACGCUGCAGGAGGCAUGGAUGUUGUUUACUCUCGUGAUGCCCAAGCUCCUCUGCUGUUACUUGUGGAACGCUUGAUAAAGGAGAUCAAAGACGGAGCUUUCCGCCCAGAUGAAACUCGGGGAGGCAGGCUCGACAUCAGGCGCUUGGCUCGCUUAGCUGUGCCAGCAGUUGGUGCAGCGGUCGAAGAGGUGUGCCCCGAAGCUGGAGUUGCCCCAGCUGACGAUGAACUCGAACCACCGGCGCCGGAAAGGGCAAAUCUUGGUCCCUUUCAUGGCGAGGGAGGUGAUGAUGAUGGCGCAAAGCCUGGCAGUGAGGCCUCCGAGAGGCCAGCAGACUCUCCAUGUUGUGAGUCCUCCUCAUCAUCAUCUUCUGAAGACGAGGAUGAUCAGCCCAUGUCGUGGGUGGGUCCGAGGAGCGCAGUGCCUGCGGGUUUUGAUCUGUGGAUGCAUGCCCAGUCCUUGAUCACCCACUUGGCGCCAAGCGCAAACUUCCGGAACUUGUUGGCUUGCGGUCGACGUGUGGGCCCGCAGCAUCGCAAGUUGGAAGGGAGGCAGCUUGGAGAGGCCAAGCAAUGUAAAUUUUGUUUCCAGUUACCAAAGGGUCCUUGA